AUGAAGAAAAAACUCAAGUCUAAUCUCGAGUCGGACAGACUUGAGCCUAUGCAGUCAGGGAUUGAAGAAGGAUUUAAAGAUACAACAGUUCAAGAAGAUGCCGUCUUUGGGGAUAUACAGGCAGGUGACACAAACUAUCGCAAUGUGGGCUGGGUAGGAACGACCGCUCUUUUGAUCAAGACCCAGAUUGGCCUUGGCGUUCUUUCAAUGCCUAAGGUCUUUGAUACACUUGGAAUUAUCCCAGGGAUCAUUCUCCUCAUAGCCAUUGCUGGAAUGACAACAUGGUCGAACUGGAUGGUUGGUGUCUUCAAAAAGAAUCAUCCUAGCGUCUACGGCAUCGAUGAUGUCGGAAGAAUGUUGUUUGGGAAAAUUGGAUUUGAGCUUUUUGGGGCAGCUUAUACGUUGUAUUGGAUUUUUAGCGGUGGAUCUGCCCUUUUAAGCAUUUCGAUCUCGUUGAACGCUCUCAGUGACCAUGCCACUUGCACAGCUGUCUUCGUGGCAGUCGCCGCCAUUAUUGCACUCAUGUUCUCCAGUAUUCAAACUCUCGCCCGUAUAAGCUGGCUGGCUUGGAUAGGCGCAGCAUGUAUUGUCAUUGCGGUUUUCAUUAUCACUAUUGCUGUUGGGGUUCAAGGACACCCACCCCGUAUAGACGGAGUUGUUCCAGUGUCUAACUACAGGCUCCUCGGAGAUCCGACUUUCACUGAAGCCAUGACGGCGAUAUCGACGAUCUGUUUAACCUACGCGGGCACACCUGCCUGUUUUAACAUCAUAUCUGAAAUGCGCGACCCUCGAUACUACAAUCGGGCAUUGUGGAUAUGUCAGUUAGCUGUGACUAUCAUCUACAUUGUUGUUGGGACCGUGGUAUAUUAUUACUGCGGAUCUUAUGUCGCAUCGCCGGCCCUCGGUUCAGCCGGCCCUUUACUGAAAAAGGUGAGCUACGGAUUCGCUCUCCCGGGGUUGUGUGUCUCCGCCAUUUUACUUCUCCAUCUUCCCGCCAAACAUGUCUUCAUUCGUAUACUUCGAGGCACGCAGCAUCUGACGGGACAGACAGUGAUUCACUGGGUCACAUGGCUUGGAUCUACUUUCACAAUAGUUUCUAUUGCGUACAUUGUUGCAAGCAGUAUCCCUGUAUUCAGUGAUCUGGUAUCGCUCGUUGGUGCACUUCUUGCCACGCCCCUUUGCUUCCAACCCAUGGGUUGCAUGUGGCUAUAUGAUAAUUGGACGACUGGGAAGCAGGGCAAGUCGAUUCGUUGGAUUCUUAUGGUCGCAUGGUCGGUGCUUGUCAUUUGUACCGGGUUUUUAUUCACAAUCGGUGGGACAUAUAGCUCAAUCAAGAGCAUCAGCGAUUCUUAUAGGCAGUCAGGGGGCUCAGCAGCCUGGUCGUGUGCAAACAACGAUCACUAG
Penicillium olsonii is the source of this 1404-nucleotide messenger RNA. NCBI's taxonomy places the organism in Eukaryota, Fungi, Ascomycota, Eurotiomycetes, Eurotiales, Aspergillaceae. The record is from the annotation of a GenBank genome assembly.